This is a messenger RNA of Acanthochromis polyacanthus (spiny chromis), 8399 nucleotides long. It is a transcript of the gene fnbp1l, whose product is annotated as formin binding protein 1-like. Bases 180 to 1871 code for a protein of 563 amino acids. Lineage: Eukaryota; Metazoa; Chordata; Actinopteri; Pomacentridae. Gene Ontology annotation, molecular function: protein binding. The record is from RefSeq and is a predicted model, not a curated record. The transcript has 16 exons. Gene Ontology annotation, biological process: signal transduction.
AGGGCCUCUGUGGUCCAGGGCCCCUGCUCGGGGCGGCCCUGCUGCUUCAGGAGGAGGAGGAGUGUGUGUUUGUCGGCAGACAGUCAGGACUCAGGACCGGAGUCCCAGCGGCAGUUUAGGAGAGUCUGAGCGGGGAAAACUGCGUCGAAUACGGGAGAAGUCAGAAGGGGGAAUCCGCAAUGAGUUGGGGAACGGAGCUCUGGGACCAGUUUGAUAAUCUGGACAAACACACUCAGUGGGGGAUCGACUUUCUGGAGCGCUACGCAAAGUUUGUCAAGGAGAGGCUGGACAUAGAGCAAAACUACGCCAAGCAGCUACGGAACUUGGUGAAGAAAUACAGUCCAAAACGCCCUAAAGAUGAGGAGCCAAGGUUCACAUCAUGUCUGUCCUUCUACUCUAUACUGAAUGAACUCAAUGACUAUGCUGGUCAGAGGGAGGUGGUGGCAGAGGAGAUGGCUCAUAGGGUUUAUGGAGAGCUGAUGAGGUACAGCCAAGACCUUAAAGCUGAGAGGAAACAUCAUCUACAGGAGGGCAGGAAGGCUCAGCAGCAUUUGGAUCAUUGCUGGAAACAGAUGGACAAUAGCAAGAGGAAGUUUGAGAGAGAAUGUAGAGAGGCAGAGAAAUCCCAGUUGACCUAUGAACGGUUAGAUAACGACAUCAAUGCCACCAAAUCAGAGGUGGAAAAGGCCAAAUCCCAGUACUACAUGCGCACUCACAUGGCUGAUGAGAGUAAGAACGAGUAUGCAGCUCAGCUACAGAACUUCAACGGAGAGCAGUGGAAACAUUUCAACAACGCCAUACCACACAUCUUCAAGAACCUGCAGGGCAUGGAUGAGCGUCGGACGGUGAAGCUCGGAGAGACAUAUCGAAGCUUCGCUGAGGCAGAGCGGAGAGUCAUUCCCAUUGUCUCCAAAUGUCUAGAAGGAAUGGUUUCUGCCGCCAAAGCUGUAGAUGAGCGAAGGGAUUCAGCCAUAGUCGUGGAGUCUUUUAAGUCAGGCUUUGACCCUCCGGGCGAUUUCCCCUUCGAGGACUUCAGCCAGAAUUUAAGCAGAACAGGUUCAGACGGGACCAUCAGCAACACACCCAAAGGAGACAGAGACAGAGAUGGAGCCCCGGGGUCACGACCAGACCCGAAACACGCUACGAGCAAAACCAAGAACAAGUUGUGGUUGUUUGGGAAGAAACCAAAGGCGCCUUCUCUGGAGGAUUUCAGCCACUUACCUCCAGAGCAAAGGAGGAAACGGCUGCAGCAGAGGAUUGAUGAACUCGGCAAAGAGCUCCAGAAAGAGAUGGAUCAGAGAGAUGCCCUGAACAAGAUGAAGGAUGUGUACGAGAAGAAUCCUCAGAUGGGAGACCCCAACAGCCUGCAGCCUAAAAUAUCCGAGACCAUUUGUAACAUGGAGAAACUACGUUCUGAAAUCCACAAAAAUGAGACUUGGUUAUCUGAGGUGGAGGGAAAGCAGGGCUCCAGAGGAGACAGAAGACACAGCGCCGACAACCACCAUCACACUCCUCAAGGCAGAGAGAGUCCUGAGGGCAGUUACACAGACGACACUAGUCAGGAGCAUCACACGCCUCACCACCGCUCCACUCCUGCAAAGCCCGGACCACCCAACCCCGACCCUCACGAGUUUGACGAUGAAUUUGACGAUGACGACCCGCUGCCUGUCAUCGGACACUGCAAAGCGCUGUACUCGUUUGACGGUCAGAACGAAGGGACACUGGUGAUGGCGGAAGACGAGGUGCUGUACAUCAUCGAGGAGGAUAAAGGCGACGGCUGGACGCGAGCGAGAAAGCAGAGCGGGGAGGAGGGCUACGUUCCCACCUCCUACGUAGAAAUCACCCUGGAGAAGAACAGCAAAGGUUCCUGAGGGCUGCAGAGUGGCCGGGCGAUUUGAUUGGCUGGUGGAGGGCUCACGCUGAUUGCUGAUUAUUUGGUGGUGGGGGUGACCAAGAAAGAGAGAGAGAGCGGGGGGAAAGGUAGAGAAGGAAAGAGAUGAAGCGAGCUGUGAGGGAGGUUUGCAUGUCUGCAUGCUCACACAUCCAUAAGCAGCAAAGCAUUCUGGGCUACGAGAGGAAAGAAAGGAGAGGUGACAGGAGAAGAUGAUCACCAAGCUUUAAGCAGACAUUAAUGUCCUGAACCCUCUGAACCCCAAGCAGGUCCUGGGUGUUUUUACAUGACCUUUUACUACUUCUAUUUUUUUUUUUUAAAUUAGUUUCGGUACUUGUCUCUUCACUGCUCUGUUAAAACACAGCCUGCAGUUCAGCUGAAUGGUCAUUUUAUUUUUGUCAUGGGACUCUGUCACAGCUGACAUGCAGAGUUUUUGUUUUUUUACAGAAUCGGGUGCCAGCUGUUUGUUUUCUGAGAUUUUUUUUUAAAUGAUGCGUAGAAGAAAAAGGUAAAAUAUCACAAAUUUAAAUUUUCCUGACAAAAAUGCAUCAUACAUGAUUGCUUCAAGGCUUGCUGAAAAGUUAAAAGUCCAACCUGCUACUUUUUUGUUUUAUUUUAUUUUUUUACGAUAACCUUCCUUUCAAACCUCCCAGCAGGUUUUGGGCUUCAGAGGGUUAAUAUUCUCGAGUAGGAUCCUGAUUUGUAUUCAGAGAAGUCCAACCCUGAACUGUGGGACAGUUUGUGCUAAAAGUCAGCAGCAGAAGAAGAAAAGACCUUUCAGUUCGGAGAGUGACAACUGCAGCAGCUUCAGCUCAACAACAUAACUUAGUUUUAGGUACAGAAGCUAAAACACAGUCAAAGGAACAGUCCUGCUGUAACAACAACCUGGAUUAAGGUUGAUCUUUUCAAUUUUUGUUGAAACUGCUAGAGAAGAGUUGAUGUCAUUUAUGGUUUAUCUCAGACAGUUCAACAACAAACACCACAAACUACAUGCUUCAAAAUAUUCCUGAACAGUUUCAGUAAAAACUCAACAUGCAGGUGGGGUUUAUUGCAUUGUGUUAAGCUACGUUAACAUUACAUGCUUUAAUGUUCAAUUUUCUGCUUUUCCUGUAUUGGUGGUUCUUGUUUGCACCAUGUAAAAACACUGCUGACGUCCUAAACUGUUAUUAAUGCGCACGUUUCACCUGACAGCUGCUAGGGUGCACGUCCAGGAUUACUUCACAAGAAGUUCCCUUCAGUUUGGCUUCUCCAGAAAUGUGCAACACAUUUUAAACUUCCUCAUCUUUUUUGUUGCAGAUUGAGGAUGAAGGUUUAAACACCUUAAACUAACAGCCAGCAGGGGGCGACUCCUCUCUGGUUGCAGAAAGACAAGAUUGUAUAGAAGUCCAUUAACCCUCGUGUCGUCCUGUGGGUCAACACCGACCCGGUUUAAAGUUUGAAAAUGAUGAAAAAAAUCAAUGUUUUCCUAGUGAAACUUCUGAUGUCCACAUUUUUGGGAAAUCUUUGAACAUUUUUUGGUGGGGAAAAAAAGAAAUGUUAAAAAUGUUUCUUUAAGGACACUCACAGAAAAAUCAACCAAAAUCUAGCAAAUUUCACUGAAUUUUGGUUGAUUUUUUUUUCUGAAUGUUCUUCAAGAAAAUAUUAGAAAUUUUACUGAUAUUUAUGUAAUCACUUUAGAUAUUUUUAGGAUUUUUUUUUGGAAGAUUUUUACUCAUUUAAAAAUAUUUACAUGACUGUUCUUGAAAAUUUGGGUGAUUUUUUUUUUUUAAGUAAAACUUUUAAGGAAUUAUUGGAAUUUUCUUCUGGAAGGUUUUGGAAAUUUUCACAAAUUUGGGGAAUUUUUUUUUUGCUGAACUUUUGGGGUUUUUUUUCAGACAAGGAAACAUUAUUUUUUGGUGCCCGUAAAUGAGGAUAACAGGAGGGUUAAAGUACUUGAUUUAUUACAUCAGUUAACAUAAUAAGUUUAUGAUCUCAAUCACUACUGCCACGACUUCUGAAUAGAGCACGAUGUUCACUUAGUAAACUAUAGUUACAUUUAAAGUCAGGUGUGUCUGUCUAGUGGUUGAGAAGCUGCUACUGUAUGAAUCGCAGUAGUCAAUAGUCAGUGUCUGACAUCACGUCCAGCUUCCGUUACAGUCGAUGCCACUUCAUCAUGAAAUGUGAACGUAGCUUUACUUUAUCUAGCUGUACCUAAUAACUCAGCUUCGUUUAUAGCCAGCAGGUUUUAUCAGAAUCACACACUUGUGUCCAGCUUCAAGCAGCAAAAGUCAAACAUGAGCAGCAGCAGAACAAAGGUAGAUCCUGUGUUCAUUCAGAAACACAAUCUUCUUCUCUCUGCUGCUGGCCUGGAAGAUAUGCAAUACAAAGAAGCUGCAACUUGCCACUUUCCUGACUUUAAGGCCUUCUGUGAUAGCUCCACAUCGUUGACAGGCUUGUUCAGGGCAAGUUCCAUCACAUCAGGGCAGAAAAACCACACCGUAUUCUAAACCUGCUGCAGCAUACAUGUCGUCAGAGGUUGUAGCAACAGGCUUUUCCCUCUGAUGAGGUGUGAAUUUAUUAUUUUAUGACUGAAAGCUCUAAUAACUACAAGUAAGGAUAUCCAUUUACAUCUUGGAGCUGUCUUUUAGUGACAUAAUCUCAACUCAUGAAUGCAUAUUUUUCACUAUGUCUGCAUCAGUUAUUUAAACAUCACAACACCUAAUUUAUUUAAACACAGAUUCUUCCCCUCAGACUUCUGCUUCAGCUCCACAUGAGAGAAAACCAGCAGACUUUAAACUGAGCAUCAGGGUUAAUCAUGUCUCAGGGUCAGGUCCUCUCAGUGUUUGCUGCCACUAACAUUAUCCACUCACUCCUGUCCUUCUCUGUGCUCUGUUGGUGAUGUCUGCCUGCCUGCGCCACUCUGCUCCUCAUGCCUGCCUCCAUCCUCACACAGUCGCAUGUUCUUAACUUGUCAUAAACGUCUCCCAAACAUGAUCGGGUCUGUCAUCCGUGACUUCACAAGUGUGUGCGCAACUCCGGCUGUGUUGUGUUGAAUGUCGUGUCGUUCUAAUGAAGUUCCAGCAUGGGUGUGAUUUAUUCAUGUUCGUCUCUCAGAGCUGCUCAGAUAGCAGGACUAUCAGGUGAAUACAGGACCCCUCCUCCUCCUCCUCCUCUCUUUCUUUCCUUUUCUUCCUGGGUUGUGAUCCCAGCAGUCGACCAGCAGAUGGCGUCCUUCCCUCACCCGACCACAGCUCAGCUCCAUCCGGACUGGACCACUUUUAAAAACGCCAAACUACAAAGAGGAAGCUUUGUUCUCGUUGCAGUUAAGACUCUGCCUUAAAACUCCACGUCGUUUUCCUGUGGAGGGUUUUUAUUUCCACUCAUAUCUUGGUGUGUGUGCUCUUCCACCUGACUACAUCUCCCAUCAGCCACCUGAGCUCACCCCCUGCCUCCAUUGGGGGACUCUCAGCUGCGUCUCCAUGAAAAGUUUUUCUGUGUUAUCAGUUAUAUUUGUGAAUGUGACGACACGCACGCACGUAUCUGCAUCAUGUGCACACAGGUAUAGAAACCCAGACGUGCCAAAACUUCACAUAUCAGUUUGGCAUGUUUGAUUUUCCGUAACCAUAUAAAUGUGUGCACGCGCUUGCUUGCUACAUGCGUGGCGUUAGUAGUUUUUACCAUUGAAUGAUUUGUACAUAUUAACAUCCGUUGUGUCAUGCUGAAUGUGUUUCCAUGGUGAUUGUUUUUAGGUUUGUUUGAUUGACCCUCGUCAUGAGAGACAAGAAGAUUUGAAUUGAACCGAUGCACUUUGCCCUGAUUUGAAUCUGAUUAAAUGAAAGAGUGAAUGGAUGAACGAGUGAAUUAAGGUUUGUGGUGUCUGCUGAGACAUCUGAACUUUCCAAAUGACCACUGUGUCGUAGCGAGAAACUCAACCAGUCAUUUCGCUUCUUGAUGCUUUUCUACUCUUUUCUAAGGUCUUGAUGAGCGACUUUUUUUUGCAUGAUUUUCUAGAUUCUUUGGAUUCAUUCAUCUCUGGUGAUUGUUUUUGAACCGCUCACUGUAGCUGUUUUUGUAGACUAACAAACAAAAUCACACAGCUAGACUAUUUAAUAAUAAUAAUUUUAAAAAGCCACUAACAAGUUCUCAUAUCAAACUAAUCUAACAGCAGGUGGCCACGCUUUAGUUGUAAUCGGUGUUUCUUCGAUGAAGCUGUGAAAUGUGCAGAAUGAUGCUGUAAAUGUUGUUACUUGAACUUUUCUCCUCCUCGUGUUACAGCUUCCAUCUGUGACUAUUUUAGCGGUCGGCAAGAGUUAAAGAAGAACUAGGUGUUUUAGAUUAAAUCUGUUUCCAGUCUUCAUGAUGAGUUCAACAAAAUGACUUCUUCUUAGUGUAUAGACAUAAUAAUGCUAUCAGCAAAUAUUUCCCAGGACAUCCUGAAGCUGUUCUUAUGAGAUUCCCUCUUUGCUGAGUUAUUAGGCUUCAUUUGCUUGGGGAUGCAAAAUGGCACAAAUGAAAGUAGCCUAUCAGUUUCUGCAGCCACUUUAUGUAUUUAAAUGAUGAUGCCUUUUAAACAAGCAUAUAAAACCAUCAAUGCUUUUUGUUUUUUUGUUUUUGUACAUACACUAACGUUCAAAAGUUUGGGGUCACUUAGAAAUGUCCUUAGUUUUGAAAGAAAAGCAUUUUUUAAAAUGAAGAUAACAUUAAUCACAAAUCCAGUCUAGACAUUGUUAAUGUAGUAAAUGACUAUUCUAGCUGGAAACGGCUGAUUUUUAAUGGAAUAUCUCCAUAGGGGUACAGAGGAACAUUUCCAGCAACCAUCACUCCUGUGUUCUAAUGCUGCAUUGUGUUAGCUAAUGGUGCUGAAAGGCUAACUGAUGAUUAGAAAACCCUUGUGCAAUUAUGUUGGCACAUGAAUAAAAGUGUGAGUUUUCAUGGAAAACAUGAAAUUGUCUGGAUGACCUCAAACUUUUGAACGAUAGUGUACAGUAUAUGAUGCUACAGUUUUCCAAACAAGGAGCUACAGUUGGACUUCUUGUGAUUCCUGUACUGAACUAAAACGACGUGUUUUCUGACCACCUUCUGGAAGCUGCAAUAUCAGAUUAACGCCUCAUUUCCCCGUUGAUCUAUCCAGAUGCAAGUCAGCUGGAAGUCUAAUCAUUCUAAUGGCAAGCUCCAUGAUCUCUGAUGUAUUUAUUCAACUUGAUGGUCCAGAAUUUGUCUUGAGUAUGUUCAAAAGUUGUAAAAUAUCUGGAUUUUGGAGAUGAAGAAUUGUAGUUAAGCUAGUUUAACAUGUGCUAGCUGUGUGGCGUACAGAUUUUUCUAAGAAAAUAUUUAAUAAAACUGGUUUCACACCCACAGACCGACCAGCUGACUUGCCACAGAAAUGCUUCAUGUGCAUUUAUGGUAAAACAAGGUGGUAAAAACUGCUACAGUUAGCGUAGCUCCAUUCAUCUAUACUGAAAUGCAUUCCGUUAGGUUGAAUGCAAAGUUGACUUGUCUGUAUUUUUUCUAUUUCUGAAUAAUAUAUGAACACUAAACAAAACUGUGUGGAAACAAGGCAUUAGAUUAUUUAGUUCUAGUGGUACCACAGUCCAACCAUUUCUAUUUUAAAGCAUUUAGGACUGCUGCUACUAGAUUGGCAUUACUGAUUAGAUAUUUUAUGACUUUACAGAUAUUUUAAAAGUUUGUCUUCCAGAUACUGGUUUUGAACAACAAAACAUACAAAACCCAAAGAUGUUCAACUUUCAGUGAUGUAGUUAAAAACAUAAAACUUUGUUUAUUUGAGAAGUUGGAACAAUUGAAUGUUUGGCCUUUUUGCUUGAUGAAGUUGGCAAUAGUUUGAGCACUAAUACUCUGCUUAUUGUUUUAAUCUGAAAUGUGCACUCAGACAGGAUUCAUUCAUGUUGUGGAGGUGAUCAACCUCUGACAGUGGCAUGAAAUUAAGAUUUCUCAUCCUAUUUGAACAUUUAUGCAGGGCAUUUUUACCUCAAGUGUGAGAAAAAUCCACCAAAAGGCUUUCAUUACAUCACUAAUCUCCAUAUUAACUGUGCAUAAUAUAAUGGCCGCUGUGCAAAACUACAAAGUUGUGAAUGAGCUUUGAGAUGCAGCAGUAAAUAUGAUCAAACCUGCAGUGAGUUCUUGUACAGUGUUUUACUGAAGCGUGGUGCUGUUUACCGCCCAGCAAAAACCAGACGUGUUCUCCACAUUCUUCUUCUUUUAAAAAUAAAAAACUCAUAAUCAUGCGUGUCCUGUGGAAACUUUGAACCCAACAACCAUGUAAACAUAUUUCAUCUUUUUUUUUCUCAGAAAAAAACAAAACAAACCAAGCAGGUACCAGGUGUGUUUGCAGGAUAUUAACAUGUAAAUCUGUGUUUUUACCAUAUUGUAACCAAUGGCAGUACUUCUUUCUCCAUAUUGUUGUGCACAUCUUUUUACUUUGAAUGUUGUCCGACACUUUGUGAACAAAAUGCUUUUUUUUUCUUCUUUCAAAGUAUUGUUCUAAUAAAAUAAGCAGCAAUGAAAAAGUGAA